AUGGAAGAGUUAGAGUACAGAGCACUCAUAGAAUGGUACUGCAGACAUCGUUAUUACAAUGAAAUGUUGUUUCAUGCUAAACAAGCGUGUGACGCACAUCCAGCAAGUGAUUAUUUACGAGUAUUAAUUGCACUUGCACAUGCACUUAACGAUCAGAGUGGAGAAGCCAUUAGGGAAGCUGCAAGUUUGACUAAUUAUGGUGAUUCAAGUCUGGCUGCAUUACUUAUACAAAGCUUUGCACAUAGAGCAUCUGGCAAUGUCGAUAGAACGAUCGUGACACAGAUUGAUGCAAAAAUUCGAGAAGAUAGAAGAAAGGCAGGUGCACCUGCACUGUCAUUGGCUGCGAUUGUUCUUUCUUUACUUGGGAAAGCUGAAAAAGCUAAGGAAUAUGCUGACAGGGCUUAUAAAAUGAAUCCAGCUAAUGUCGAUGUUCUGUUGGCUAAGGGUUGGUCAGAAUUAUAUUUGCCAAAGGACAAUCGUGCUGGAAAAUCGAUCGACUAUUUUGAAUUGAUUUUAAAAGAGAAUAAGAAACACUUGAGUGCUUUGCUGGGUUCAGCAAAAUUCAAAGAAAAUAAAGGCGACCAUUCAGGUGUUAUUUCGAUAUUAAAUUCAUUGAUUGUCAGAUAUCCAAGAUUGUGUUUGCCAUUGAUUGAAAAGAUGAGUAAUCAAUUAGCCGUCAAAGAUUGGGAACAGGUGAUCGAAUCUGCAAACAGAAUAUUACAAAUUGACGCAAACAAUCUUGACGCAAUAAAGAUGAAAGCACUUGUAGCUAUGUGCAAAGAUGGAGAUUACGUCGAAGGUUUGAGAUUCGCUCAGCAAUAUUUUCGAAAUUUGGCACGUGCUGAACCCAGAAACGUCAAUCUUCUGAUUGACAGUGUUGAAUUGUACUCAAGAGUAAUUGGCAGAGAUUCGGGAAUAUUAAAUGAACUGAUAAAAGUCGUUGACAAAGCCGUACAAAUGAAUCCACAAAAUGGCGAGCUAAUGGUUCUACUUGGGAAUCUUUAUGUGUUCAUAGGUAAAAUUAAAGAGGCUGAACAUUGGUUCAGAAAUACAGUGAGAAUCGACGAGUCGUCAUUUGCCGCAUUGACAGGAUUGGCUCACUGUCAAAUUCUUGACACUUCAGCAGGCGCCAUGGAAUUAGCACGGCAACAAGUUGAUUUUCUUCUGGAAAUACAAUCGGAAACAGCUAAUGCUGAUAUUUUAUUCAUGUCCGCUAAACUUUGCAGCAACGAACCGAACAAGGCUUUAAGCUAUUUGGAUAUGGCUGCCACAAUACUUUUGGAGGAUUGUAAAAAUAUUCCUUACGGUUCCGAAUACCUGAAGGCGUUGAAUCCGGAUUUUUGUUUGGAAAUAGCCAAAGAGCAUUUAAUCCAUUCACCCACUACUGUUGUAUUGGAUGCCACUGACAAAGUUUCACUGUCAAUGAACGAAGUGAGCACAAAACGUAGUCUAAAUAUUUUGGAAAAAGUAACGGACGCGUGCCCCGGUCUGGGCGCUGCCAUGUUGAUGUUGGGAAAGGCAAGAAUGCAAAAUGGAAAUUUGGACGGUGCUUUAGAAAUUUUACGUAAACUUUUAGACACCGUGGAUCCAUCAAGUGCACCAGCGCAUCUAUUGAUAGCUCAAAUUUUAGCGAAACAGGGUCAUUAUCAACAAGCUUCACAAAGUCUGGAAGUGGGUCUCAGUUACAACUUCAAAGUCAGAGACGAUCCUAUUUAUCAUCUGAUUAUCGGCAUGGUCGAGAAGGAAAAUGGCGACUUGAAUGGCUGUAUUCGCAGUUUCCGAACAGCCAUGUCGUUCGCUGGUUUGCAACCAGGCGAAACUGAUGGAUCAAUAAUUCCUAUAUCAUUGUCUGACAAGACCACCUUAUAUUUGGAAUUGAUUUCUGCGUACAGUAAGAUCAGAGAAUUCAACGAAGCAUUGACCUUAAUGGAGGAUGCUAAAAUCCACAUGAACGGUACUGUUGAAGAGGGUCGAGUGAUUAUUGGAAAUGCUGAAUUAUGUUUAGAAAUGGGUGACAUGGAAAAGGCAAUUCAUUAUUUGAAUAAGGUGUCGCCUGGUGAAUCUUAUUACCUACAAGCUCAUACAAGACUCGCUGAAAUUCAUUUGAAUUACAGAAAAGAUCGUCAUGCCUUCGCAAAGUGCUUCAGGGAAUUGGUUGAACAUUGCCCAGGUUCAAAAACUUACAGUAUGCUUGGAGAUGCAUAUAUUGCUAUACAGGAACCCGACAGAGCGAUAGAGGCCUAUGAGCAGUCGCUGCGAAAAAAUCCAGGAGAUAAAACGUCAGCGAGUAAAAUGGGAAAAGCAUUGGUAAAGACACAUCAGUAUGGAAAAGCCAUUAAUUAUUACAAAGAAGCUACAAAGCAAGAGGGAUCUAACGAACUGAAAUUAGACAUGGCUGAGUUGUUCAUGAAAAUGAAACAAUACGACAAGGCCGAAGUGACGUUGGUACAAGAACUACAAGAUGGUCGCAGUGCCAACGAUUUGCAAAGUUUGGAAAUGCGUAGCAAGCAAUUGUUGUUGCUUGCCAAGGUUCGCGAGAAGGCUGGAAAUAUUCAAGCAGCGUUAUCCACUUUGAAAGAGGCAAAGGACAAUCAAGUCAGAACUAUACAAAGAAUGGCGAUGGCUCCUGGAAUUAUAGAACAAAAACAAAUCUUAGCUCAAAUAUGCUUAACAAUGGCAUCUCAUGCAUCUGGCAUGAGGGACUUUGAUCAAGCUAUAGUACAUUACAAAGAAGCACUCAAUCACAAACCAGCAGACGUCAAUGCAUUGUUAUCUUUGGCAAAAUUAUACAUGCAGAUGAAUGAUUUGGAUCGAUGUGCCCAAAGCUGUACUGCACUUCUAAAUGCGGAUCCAAAUAAUGAAUCAGCGUCAGUAAUGAUGGCUGAUUUGGCUUUUCGAAAAGUCGAUUUUGAAACAGCAGCUUUUCAUUUUCGACAAUUACUCCUACGACGUCCAACGUAUUGGACAGCGUUAGCCCGACUGAUCGAAGUGUCUCGUAGAAUAGGUAAUAUGGACGAAUUAAACGAGUGGCUGUCGCGCGGAGAAGCAGCCAUGGAUCGUUCGAAACGCGAAGCUGGUUUUUCAUAUUGCGCUGGUCUCUUGGAAUGGCGAACAGGAAAAUUAAAUUCGGCACUUCGCCACUUCAAUUCUGCACGUCGUGAUCCAGAAUGGGGACAACAAUCGAUAUACAAUAUGAUCGAGAUAUGCCUUGAUCCUGAUGACGAUUCGACUUUAUCGAAUGAUCCUUUCAAUGACGAUGACUCCGAAUAUCAGGACUCAAGAACAAUGGCUUUAAAAACUGCACAGCGUCUUUUGCAAGAACUCAAUCCUAAGGGUAGUCCACAUGAAAUAUUGACUCAUAGGUUAUUAGGCAAUUUUUUUCUACUGGCUACCAAACAAAAAGCUAAUAUCGAGAGAGCUUUACAAGACUGUACAGUCCUCGCCAGUCAAGAUGCAUUGAAGGAUCAUGUUGGUCCAGCAUUGGGAUUGGCUACAGCUCAUAUUUUAUUAAAACAAACACCACGUGCGCGAAAUCAUUUGAAACGUGUCAGCAAGAACGUCUGGACGUUUGAGGAUGCGGAAUAUUUAGAACGUUGCUGGUUAUUGCUGGCUGAUAUUUAUGUUCAGUCAAGUAAAUAUGAUUUGGCUAAUGAACUGCUGAGACGUGUACUUCAGCACAAUGCUACUUGCGUCAGAGCUCAUGAACUGGCAGGACACAUUGCUGAAAGAGAACAAAAUUACAGAGAGGCUUCGGCGCGAUACGCACAGGCUUGGAAAUAUGGGGGAAAGUCUAAACUUUCUGUUGGGUAUAAACUUGCUUACUGUUACUUGAAAAGCAAAGCCUAUGCCGACGCCAUUGAAGCCUGUAACGAAGUCUUAAGACAAAAUGUUGAUUAUCCGCGUAUCAGAAAAGAAAUUCUAGAAAAGUCUAUUAAUAAUCUACGUACAUGAAUUUCUUCAAUUUUAUACAUGAACGUGGUUGUAUCCAAAACAAUGUCUCUUAUUUGAGUUGACUUAUAAUAAUUGUAAUAUAGUUUUGAUUUUAUAUAACUCCAACCCCUGCACAAUUUCCGUCCGUUAAUUCAAGUAUUAUAUUAAUAUAAGUUAUCUACGUUAACAAAUAAAUGAAUUAAUUCAA
Cephus cinctus (wheat stem sawfly) is the source of this 4138-nucleotide messenger RNA. Its product is annotated as tetratricopeptide repeat protein 21B-like. The transcript is spliced from 6 exons. The coding region runs from base 1 to 3951 and encodes 1316 amino acids. Lineage: Eukaryota; Metazoa; Arthropoda; Insecta; Hymenoptera; Cephidae. Gene Ontology annotation, molecular function: protein binding. The record is from RefSeq and is a predicted model, not a curated record. Gene Ontology annotation, biological process: intraciliary retrograde transport; protein localization to cilium. Gene Ontology annotation, cellular component: intraciliary transport particle A.